Cucurbita moschata (crookneck pumpkin) is the source of this 1392-nucleotide messenger RNA. Its product is annotated as annexin-like protein RJ4. NCBI's taxonomy places the organism in Eukaryota, Viridiplantae, Streptophyta, Magnoliopsida, Cucurbitales, Cucurbitaceae. Gene Ontology annotation, molecular function: calcium-dependent phospholipid binding; calcium ion binding. Gene Ontology annotation, cellular component: cytoplasm. The record is from RefSeq and is a predicted model, not a curated record. Bases 260 to 1222 code for a protein of 320 amino acids. The transcript has 6 exons.
GGGUAAUAAGAAGAGAUUAAUUUUUUUAGAAAAUGGAAGAUAAAAAUGCGAGCAGGUUGAUCCUAAAUCAAUGGCAGCCAUAGUUGUCUGCCACGUUGAUUCCUGAGAAGCGUCAAUUUGAAGAAGAGAGCGGGUGAAUUCAGCCGGGAGUGCAAGUUUUAGAAUAUAAAGAAGGAGGAAGAGACAGAAGGAGAGCAUUCUGUAGCAUAAUCUGCAUAUAGCCAGUGAGAAAUCGAUUCGAGGUUUGAAGCUUGAGGUUAUGGCCACUCUUCGUGUUCCUGACGAUGUUCCUUCCCCGAAUGCCGAUGCAGAAGCCAUUAAAGCCGCUCUCAAAGGGUGGGGGACUGAUGAGAAGGCCAUCGUCGCGGUGCUUGGCUAUAGAAAUGCAGGUCAGAGGAGGCAAAUCAGGAUUGCUUACGAACAGCUUUUUGAAGAGGAUCUUAUUAAACGCUUUGAAUCUGAGCUCUCUGGCCACCUCGAGAGAGCUGUGUAUCGAUGGGUUCUAGAUCCAGAAGACAGAGACGCUGUGUUGGCGCACGUAGCCCUAAGGAAGCCAAAUGAGGAUUUCGCAGUGCUUGUUGAAUUUUCUUGCAUUUACUCUCCUGAAGAGUUCUUGGGUGUUAGAAGGGCGUAUCAACACCGUUACAAGCGUUCAUUGGAGGAAGAUGUUGCCGCCAACACUCACGACGAAUUUCGCAAGCUGUUGGUGGGAUUAGUGAGUUCAUAUCGUUACAAUGGAGAUGAGAUCGAUUCAAAACUAGCCAAAUCAGAAGCUGAGAUACUUGAACGUGCAGUCAAAGAUAAGAAUUUCCAUCAUGAAGAUGUCAUAAGGAUCCUAACCACAAGGAGUAGGUCACAGCUUAUUGGAGUUUUCAAUUGCUACAAAGAUGCCAAUGGCAUUACCCUCUCCAAGCAAUUGGGUGAAGACCGUGCAGCCAAUGCGUUCACUGAAGCUCUAAAAACUGUGAUUCGAUGCAUCAAUAACCCUAUCAAAUACUAUGAGAAGGUGGUGCGAAAUGCAAUCAAGAAGGUUGGGAAGAGCGACGAGGAUGAAUUGACUCGAGUGGUGGUGACGAGGGCGGAGAAAGACCUGAGGCAGAUAAAGGAGGCUUAUCACAAGAGAAACAGUGUUACCCUUGAUGAUGCUGUGUCCAAGGAAACCUCCGGUGACUACAAGCACUUCAUCCUUGCUCUUUUGGGUAAUAACCAAGCUGAUGAUUAAAAUCACUGCUUCUUGAGUCCAAUAAUAUUUUUGUUACCUAUGAGUGUUGUGUGUCGGCUUGUAACGUAUAAUAAACUCGGUUCGUGCUCUGAGACUGACUUGUUUCCGUCGAGGAACACUUGGUUUUGUAACAAAUGCAUAUUUACAUUAAUUACAUUGUUUUUGUUCAA